Messenger RNA from Synchiropus splendidus (mandarinfish), 5533 nucleotides. RefSeq names its product transmembrane protein 198b (gene tmem198ab). The record is from RefSeq and is a predicted model, not a curated record. The transcript is spliced from 5 exons. Bases 1376 to 2455 code for a protein of 359 amino acids. Lineage: Eukaryota; Metazoa; Chordata; Actinopteri; Syngnathiformes; Callionymidae. Gene Ontology annotation, cellular component: cytoplasmic vesicle; plasma membrane. Gene Ontology annotation, biological process: positive regulation of canonical Wnt signaling pathway.
UUGCUGGGUGUUUCAUUGCUGAAUUUCAGAUGUGGGCAAUUAGGUUUCUAGUGGGGCCACGUCAUAUACUGUUGUAGAGUACGGAGUAUUUACUAUUGUAAAAAUAAAUAAAUAAGGCUAAAUAAUAAAUAAACACAACUUACAGUACAUAUAUGAAUUAUUUUUAAAUAUAUUUUAGAAUGACUAUGAAAAUUAAUAAAUGUGUUGUGGGGAAUCUACUACAAAAGAAAAAUAAAAGAAAAACAAAACAAAUCUUUAAUGAAAAUUAAUAGGAUCCAAAAUAAAAUAAGGGGAAAAAUGUAAUUACUGUCAACUAUGUUCAGAAACAAAAUAUUUAGAUUGACCAUGAUAGAUAGAAUUGGAUAGAUCAUGAAGGACAGAAAAUCAUCUAAAAGGUCAGUAUUUCAAAAAGUAAAAGGCAAUAAAAUAAAAUAAAAAAAUGGUGUUUUAUAUACUUACAGUACACAUUCAAAUUACAUUAAAUCUGAUUUUAUGGCGAAAUAGUUGCAUGCAUGCAAAUAAAAUACUAGUUUCGCUUUAACCUCAUACAGGCUCGAUAUAUACAGGCAGACGGUGCUGAGGGCUCCUACAUAGUCACAUAGUCUACUUGUUAUUUCAUUAACACUUAGGUUUAGUGGUGUUGAUCUUUCUCUAGCUCCGAUCUUUGGUUAAUAGUGAAAAGUGACUUUUGUGAAACAAGAAUAGAAGCCCAUACAGUCAAAGGUAUUUUGUUCGGUUGUUUUUAUGACAUAUAAAAUUAUUUUGUUUUAUUUUAUUUUAUUUUAUUCUUACAUUUUUGUACAUAAUUGCACGUUAUUCCAAAGCACUAUCCUGGUUGGUGGGCUCCUCACUGACCGUGGCAAUAAAGCGGAGUCUGAUUCGGAUGGAUUCACAUCUUCUUCACCGACUGUAAUGGCAGGUUGCACCAGUGGGGGCGCAGUGUGACCUCCAUCAUCACGGGGGCUGCGUUCACGUCCGGACUCCUCUUUUCUCACGGGGUCCGCAGUUCUCGUUUGCUUCGAGGUUCUGCCAGGAUCAUCAUCUUUCGUCUGUCCAAGGGGACCGGACCGAAGACGCCGUCCGGUUCCGGACAACAACACGAGCCGACCUGGAUCGUCUACCACCCACAGGAUCGAAGCAGCCGCCGGCCUGUUGACUUCACACGGAAGGGAGGAGCUGAUGUGUGGUUCGACCAGAACGAUGUUCGAUGGUUCUGGUUCUGGAGGAUCCGUUUGCUGUCACGCGGAGGACGCGCGUCAACCUGUCUUUAGUGAUGGUGUGGCAUCAUGGUUGUCCAGUGCUCCUUAGCGCCCCCGAGUCAUCGCCUCACACCUGACGUCUUCAAACUCCACUCAGUCUCUGACUUCUCAUCACGAUGACCACCACACUGGAGACACUCCUGGCCCGGCCCCGGCCAGAGUUGCAGCCCGGACUUUGGGCCAGCUGCCUGGACUCUGGGGGGCGCUACGAGGUGGUCCCCGCUGUUGUCUGCUCCAUGUGCUGCCUGUUCGGGAUUGUGUACUGCUUUUUCGGGUACCGGUGCUUCAAGGCUGUGAUGUUCCUGACCGGCUUGAUGUUCGGGUCGGUGGUCAUCUUCAUGCUCUGCUACAAGGAGCGCGUGCUGGACACUCAGCUCAGUGUCGAGGCCUCUGUAGGAAUCGGCCUCGGCAUCGGAACGCUCUGUGGUCUCGUCACUAUGCUGGUUCGCAGUGUGGGACUCUUCAUGGUGGGCCUGCUGCUGGGUUUACUGGUCGCCAUAGCGACUCUGGUGGGAAUGGAAGAGCUCUCUGACAACCCACCACGGUCCGUCUGGGUGCCGCUGGGAGUGCUUCUGGGCCUGGGCAUGUUCUUUGCCGUGCUGACUCUGCAGUGGCAGCGCCUCUUCACCACUCUGUCCACCGCUGUCUUCGGGGCUGCAGUCAUCACGGUGGCGCUGGACUACUUCGUGGAACUCUUUGCCUUGGUGCUGUACAUGUAUGAGCGGAUGAAAGCGGCUCCUGGGAAGCCGGUGUGCUGGCUGACGUGGGUGGUCCUGGGUGUGUGGCCGGCCCUCACCCUGCUGGGUGUCAUAAUACAAUGGAAGGUGACUGCAGAGGGAUACUCGCACACAAAAGUGAUCAUCAGCCGCCAGCAGAGGAGGAUGCAGGUAAUGCGGAUCCGCCAGCGAGAAGAUCGCUACCACCACAAGAAGAAGAAAAAGCCGACUCCUGGAGCUGCCAGCCAACAUCAGGCCAAACCUCUGCAGGACCCCGCCUACCGCCGGAAACCUAACCCCAUCAGACGCUACGACACGGACGUCCUCUCGCCGAGUUACAUCCAAAGCUUCAGGGAGCGGCAGGUUCAGAUCCGGCCCUUCCCGAGUCAUUUGCUCGGUGCAGGCAACACAGCGUUGGGCUACGACUGCGGCUCCACGGCACCACUCACCACACCUGUCGGCCCGCAGCUACGGGCCUGAGCAGGCCAGUAUGACAGGAGUGCUGAACUCACCUUGUCCUGCAACUGGAACUCCAGCCACAACCCCUUCACCUGGUCACUCUUAACCAGUUAUAUGAGCCACUAUGGAACCCCAGACUUCACCAUGUCAGGGAUCAACUGGUCUUGUUUGGAUACCAAGUGGAUACCUACACAUUUCACUUACAAAAAAAUGGCCAAGGUUUUAUCUUAAAUUCUGCUUCAUGAGAUUAUGUUUUGGCUCUCAUCCCUGAACUCUGUUGCUGGUCCUAAAUGGAUUUUAUUCAUUUGUUAGUUGGCUCCCAUGCAUUUUCUGUGUCACGUAAUUGUACAUCUUCAAAUCUGCAGUUUGAUGAUGUUGACCCAAAAUUUACUGCCAACUUCUGGUGGGGAUAACCGGUUCUUGGGACCAGUCACUUCACAAAGAUCUUGGCUUUGGCUAAAUUCUUGAAGCUAAACUGGUCACCUUGUCAUCACGCCUGAUGGUACCGGACCACAACUUCUACCAGAACUCAGGCAUGACGUAUGCUCUCUGUGCCGUCUGGCUCUCCUCCUCUGGUGCUGGCUGUGUGUUCUCCCGGGUGCCUUGACUCUCCUCGGACCAGCGAUAGUACUGACCGUCACAUCUCCCACUGGGCUUGUUCAUGGGGAGGAUUUGCUUUUUCUGACAACCACAGCAAAGCCAUAUUUACACUGGCAUCUCGUGUCACACCAGCUUUGGGGAUUAAUUUGGAUCGAUUAUUUGUAGUUCCUGCUGGGAAUCUUUUUGGAUUACCCAGCGACUGAGUGGAGUAGAUUUGUCAGACAGCAGAUCAGCUAUAGACGAUGUGAAAUAUCUGCAAAUGUUGAGUCCCUCUCCUGGAGAUGCGCGUCCAUGUAAUGCUUUUAUCCGGCUGGAUGUGAUGUCAUGUUUCCUCAUUGUUUGGCUGUCUGACCAUCUAUGACCUGACCAGUGCGGCCAAAGCAGGCCACUUAACUAUUUCACUUUUCUAUAAGACUUUUGUGUGGCAAAUCCCACCAACAUAAUUGUUCUAUUCUCUGGUGUGGUGUUUUGUAAACACAAUAACAAGCCAUCAGUGGAGACAUGUACGUCAGUCGAGACGUGUACAACAACUCGUACUUUUCCCAUCUCUGAUAAGUACACAUCAAGUUUGUGAAAGUAAAUAUGAUUAUUGCCUUUUUUCUUGGAAAAUGACACCACUGAAGGAGUCGUGACACUUUUUUUAAAGGUCAACAAUACAAUGCAUGAUCGGCGGUCCUCCCUCCACCCGUCAAUGUGAACUCUGUACAUAGGACACGAGCACUUACAGAUGUUCUCCUGUUUUUAUUGUUUAUAUUUCAAAUUUGACACUGAUCAUUUUUAAGUAGGGUGUAUUUCAUGAAAUUCUCACAGCUGUAGGCAGGUAAUGACAUGCUUUUAUUUUGAAAUGACAAUGAUUAAAGCAUGUGUUUCUGGUGGCCUGUGUUCCUGCGUGGGAGUCGUAACUUUGCACAUACAACAAAUCUACAGUAAAUGUGGUGCCACCUGCGUCCAACCUUUCUCUGUGUCCUUAUAUGUUUCCACUUCCACUUUGUUUUUGCCCUCUGUCCCACAUAUUCCACGACAUAAAAGCAGUCUGACAAUUGAGGAUCAAUUUUUAAUAUUUUAAAUUAGAAAAAAAUAAACCAAAGAAGCUGAAUAAAUUUUAUUUUAGACAAUUAGGCAGUCGGCCAGAUGACAUUUUAAUAGACUUAAAGUGUUUUGCAAGUGUUUUGCACUGGAAAACAAUACAAAAAAAUGUAAUAUUAUUUAGAUUUUUACCUGAAGCUAUAUUAUGUGAAGCCGGCAUUAUAUUUAGUUUUUUAACUUAUAUACUAAAUUCUGUUAUGUUGCGUAAACUAUUGUUUUGCAACUGAUGAUUCAUUAUAUUCUGUCAUUGUUGUUAAAUAACUCUACGAUUCCCAAUAAAAUAUACUAUACUAAUAUAAUACUAAUAUAAUAAUUUUCACAAGAAGCCUGAAUAGGUUGUUUUAGGUUAUAUGUUUUACGUUCAUGCCAUUACAUGGAUUUGUUACCCAAAAAGAGCUUUGUCAUAGUUUUAUGUUGUGAAAUUAUAACAAUAUAAUAUGCAGUUCACUUAAAGCUUUUAUUCAGCAUUUCUCCAAACAUUUUUAUAUGUAGAAUUUAAUGGUUUACUAAGUAAAAAUGUGCUAUUUUCUGAAGAUGUUGAUAUUUUUCUUUUCUUUCCUUUUUUUAAUUGAGAUUAGCUGAUAAGUUUUUGUUUGUUUUAGUUUUUUUUUCUUAUUUUGAAUAUUUUAGUUAGUUUAGUUUUUGUUUUUUUUGCCCUUUUUAUUAUUUUUUUCUUGUUUUAGAAAAAUUGAGUCUUCUUCUUCCAUUCAUCAAAUGGCGGUGAAAAAUAUGAAGAUUAUUUUUAACUUUGUAAUUUGCAGGUUUUAACUUUUUUAACUUUGUAACUUUCUUUUUUGAAAGUCAUUAAAGUCCCAUAAAGGUUUGUACUGUUCCCACAAAGACAUACCCAGUUUAGGGGAGAACAUUAAUGCAAUGGACCCCUGGUGAUCGCCUGAUCGAAAUCACUUUUACUUCUGUGCGUUUGUGUUCUGUUCAUUGUAGUUAGUGACAGUGAUUCAAAUCUGUCUCACUUUUGUAUGUAAUAUGCAUUGCUUUUUUUGCAACAAUUCCUGUAUUUCAUUUUAGUCAAGUUUGAUAUUCACUGCAAGAGUUUAUGAGCGUUAAUAAUUCAUUGUUACUGCUGUGUUUAGUCUCAUAUCAAUUCCCCAUCUUCAUCCAUUAGGUGGUCUUUCUUCUGCAGUUUCACAUGAUGUCGUGCUGAUGCUGUGUCGACUCACUGACCACCUGGAGUACACACACAGACAAAACAGAGGUGUUAACUAUUUCUUUCACACCAUAAUGAAAAUACUGCUCAUUGUUACGGUUGCUGCCAACACGUCUGGGAUCAGCUUGAACCCAUUUCUUUUAUCAAUCUUCACAAGGACUUCAGUUCUGAUUUUGAUCCAGAAUACCAAAUAUAACUUCUGUCACCUCUCCAUCUCGAGUCUCGAUGGUUUUGAUCAGGACAGUUUU